CCACAGAAGGGAGAGUCCCUUCUCUCUGAAGAUGAACUCCACGGACCCUCCCAACACCACCUUGCUCCACGUGCGUCACUCCCAUGGAGGAAACAGCACCACACUACAGGAGGGCCUCCAGGACCUCAUCCACACCGCCACCUUGGUAACCUGCACUUUACUCGCAGUCAUCUUCUGCCUGGGCUCUUAUGGCAACUUCAUUGUCUUCUUGUCCUUCUUUGACCCAGCUUUCAGGAAAUUCAGAACCAACUUUGAUUUCAUGAUCCUGAACCUGUCCUUCUGUGACCUCUUCAUCUGUGGAGUGACAGCCCCCAUGUUCACCUUUGUGUUGUUCUUCAGCUCAGCCAGUAGUAUCCCAGAUGCUUUCUGCUUCACCUUCCAUCUCACCAGUUCAGGCUUCAUAAUCAUGUCCCUCAAGACCGUGGCAGUGAUUGCCCUGCACCGGCUCCGCAUGGUGUUGGAGCAGCCCAAUCGCACAGCCUCCUUUCCCUGCACCCUGCUCCUCACUCUGCUUCUCUCCACCAGUUUCACUCUUGCCACCUUGGGCACCCUGAAAACCAGCAAGUCCCACCUCUGCCUUCCCAUGUCCAGUCUGAUGGCCGGAGAAGGGAGAGCCAUUUUGUCUCUGUAUGUGAUCGACUCACCUGUUGUGUCGCUGUGGUAUCUGUCCUCUUACAUCAUGAUCGCUCAGACACUGCGGAAAAAUGCUCAAGUCAGAAAGUGCCCCCCUGUGAUCACAGUAGAUGCUUCCAGACCACAGCCUUUCAUGGGGGCCCCUGGAAAGGGGGGUGGAGAUCCCAUCCAGUGCACCAUGCCGGCCCUCUACAGGAACCAGAAUUACAACAAACUGCAGCACGUUCAGACCCAUGGAUACACCAGAGUCUUAACCAGAUGCCAACUCCGGGGGCCACCGGCUCCAGCUGGUCUCUGCUGUCAUCUCUCCACGGCUAAGGAUUCCAAAGCGGUGGUCACCUGUGUGAUUAUCGUGCUCUCCGUCCUGGUGUGCUGUCUUCACACUGGGAUUUCCUUAGUGCAGGUGGUCCUUUCCAGCAAUGGGAGCUUCAUCCUUUACCAGUUUGAACUCUUUGGAUUUACCCUUAUAUUUUUCAAAUCAGGAUUAAACCCUUUUAUAUAUUCUCACAGCUCAGGGCUGAGGAGGAAAGUGCUCUGGUGCCUCCAGUACGUGGGCCUGGGUUUUUUCUGCUGCAAACAGAAGACUCGACUUCGAGCCAUGGGAAAGGGGAACCUGGAAAUCAACAGAAACAAAUCCUCCCAUCAUGAAACAAACUCUGCCUACAUGUUGUCUCCAAAGCCCCAGAAGAAAUUUGUGGACCAGGCUUGUGGCCCAAGUCAUUCGAAGGGUGUGGUCAGUCCCAAGAUCUCUGCUGGACACCAGCACUAUGGUCAGAGCAGCUCCACCCUCAACACUCGGAUUGAACCCUACUACAGCAUUUACAACAGCAGCCCCUCCCAGGAGGAGAGCAGUCCGCAUAACUUGCAGCCAGUAACCUUUGGAUUUGCUAGUUCAUAUAUUGCCAUGCACUAUCACACCACUAAUGAUUUAAUGCAAGAAUAUGACAGCACGUCGGCCAAGCAGAUUCCAGUGCCCUCUGUUUAGGCUCGUGGAGGCUGAGACUCUUGCAGAAACUGUUUUUUUGUUUCUGAUACUAUUUGAUUUUUUCCCCAUUUCUGUGAGACCCGUGGUAGAUGAAAACUUCAGAUCCAGCGGAACAGUUGGCAGUUCUGAUUUUCUUCUGUCUGAAGUAUAAGCACCUAUUGAUUUGCUUUGUGGUUUCUUGACCUUUUAAGAUUUGAUGUAAAAUGUAUUAUUUAGAUUUUUUACCCUGACCUGCGCUCCGAUCUUUUGUACUAAACUUUUAAAUAGAUGCCAGGAAUGAUCACGCUAAUGUAUUGAAGGAGAAUGGACUGAUUACGAUCAUUGAGUCAGUGUUCCGGGCCUUCAAAGUAUACCUGA
Messenger RNA from Lynx canadensis (Canada lynx), 1975 nucleotides. It is a transcript of the gene GPR75, whose product is annotated as G protein-coupled receptor 75. Gene Ontology annotation, molecular function: C-C chemokine receptor activity. Lineage: Eukaryota; Metazoa; Chordata; Mammalia; Carnivora; Felidae. Gene Ontology annotation, biological process: G protein-coupled receptor signaling pathway. The record is from RefSeq and is a predicted model, not a curated record. Gene Ontology annotation, cellular component: membrane.